Athene cunicularia (burrowing owl) is the source of this 6342-nucleotide messenger RNA. It is a transcript of the gene ZFYVE9, whose product is annotated as zinc finger FYVE-type containing 9. NCBI's taxonomy places the organism in Eukaryota, Metazoa, Chordata, Aves, Strigiformes, Strigidae. Gene Ontology annotation, biological process: endosomal transport. Gene Ontology annotation, cellular component: early endosome membrane. The transcript is spliced from 21 exons. The record is from RefSeq and is a predicted model, not a curated record. Gene Ontology annotation, molecular function: metal ion binding. The coding region runs from base 421 to 4722 and encodes 1433 amino acids.
AAACUUGCACUGAAGGCAGCAAUGUGGUGUAAACCUCUCUAUUUGAUUUUCCAAAGAACCGGGUAUGGAUAUUCUUCAAGGCAGUCAUAAGUAGUUAUACAAGAGGGACGCGUGGUUCCUGUCUCCAGUAAUUGGCAGUCACCCUCUUGGAGCUCCUGAGGGAAAUCAUACAUGUAGGGUAUAACCAAAGCAACACCUGAGUGAUACCACUGUAGGGCAAGAGACAGAAGAGUUCAGCCAACCAUCAGCAGAAGAGAUAAGAAACUGUAAAAUCCUCAAAGAUCAAGUAGAACACACUGAUUCAGCAGAACUGGCUGGUUGUGCUGCAGUCAUCAUGAGUAGGCACAGGGUCAUUCGUUUCUUAACAUAUGUAUAAGAGAAAAAGGUUCAGACAAGAAUCUGGUGGUCUUUCCCUGACAAAUGGAGAACUAUUUCCAAGCAGAGGCAUAUAACCUCGAUAAGGUUUUAGAUGAAUUUGAGCAAAACGAAGAUGCCGCUGUUUCACCUACACUAUUGGGUGCAAAGUGGAAUCAGAUUCUAGAUCCGCCUUCUCGUCAUCUGUCAUUUAACCCGACCGUGGCCAAUGUGAAUGAAGCUACAACUCCUAAUGAAUGUCAACAGAGAUUAAAGUCUUUUUCCUUGUCUCAUUCAGUGACUACACCAACAGGAGGAGGGGAUCACUGUGCUAAUGGAAAGGAUUUUAGCAUAAGCCCAGAGACCCCAGUCAUGUGGAUUGAUGAUCAGGCAGCAGCUGACGAUCAAUUAAUUAAAAGAAAUAGUAAUCGGGAUGAUCAGUAUAACACUGUGGAAACAGGAGAAAAGAAAUGUGGAAAUAUAGCUUGCUUGCCAGAGGAGAAAAAUGUACUAGUGGUGGCCGUCAUGCAUAACUGUGACAGAAGAACACUACAAAGUGGCGAUUUGCUGGAUUGUAAAAAUUACAACAGUCAGUCCCUAAUGGACACUAUUAGCUUUACACUGGAUAAUGAAAACCGACAGAGUGAUCAGUUUAGUGUUACUGUAAAUGGAUCCACAGAAAAAGAUAUAGAUACAGAAAAGCAAGUAAAUAGGAUGCGCACUGAAGAUGACUCUAUAAAUCAUUUGAUUAAUGCUUCAUCUGAAAGCCUGACUGUUGCAUGCCCCUCCACUCGAUUAAAGGAUGAUUUUAAUAUGAGUAAGGAUUCACUGUUUUCAGAAGCUACAACUGCAGGGAUUAAUGCAGUGACUCGCUUACAGAGACCAGUUGAUGGUACUGAUAAAAUGCAAGAAAACUGUGUAUCAGUUGAAAAUUUUACUAGUAAAGCCAUUUCUCAGAGAACAGAUCUAGAAGCUAAAAACUCUUCUGGUUCAAGUAAUGGAAGCUUAAUCAUAGAACAGGAAACAACCCAACAGUUACAGUCUAGGCUAUCUGGGCUCACUGAAACUUGUCAACUGAACGUGGCUGGAAGUGGCAAUUACAAGGAACGUGUUGCAGAACAUUUUGCCCCUGAAGACAUUAGUGCCACUGAAAGCGAAGUCAUUGAAUGUGAUAAAAAUCUUGGCACAACGGAAUUGCUCAGCAUGGCAGAAUGUUACCCUGAAUCUCAGGAGAUGACUAAUUGGGAACUGACAAAGUUGAAUGAGAUGAAUAAUAAGCAAACUCUGGGAGAGAAUGAAAGACUUCUGCAGAUGAAACAGCCUGAUGAGGCAUGUAGUAAUAGUAAAGAAGGUGGAGAUGGGGUGAUGGAGGCAGGCAUAGACUUAAAAGGGACUGGUAUAGAUGAGCUUGAAGGGUCCAGUCUCUCUGAUGUGAUGGCUACAUCAGCAGCAAGCUCGCUGUCUAAUGGUUGUGAUUCCUAUGGAAUGCAGAACCCAGUUGUUGCUCAUGUUCCAAAGACUUUACCCUCCAAGGAAGACUCAGUAACAGAGGAAAAGGAGAUAGAGGAGAGCAAGUCAGAAUGUUACACUAAUGUUUAUGAACAGAGAGGAAAUGAGACCACAGAAGGGAGCGGUCUUAUUUUAAACAGCACUGGUGACCACAUAAAGAAAAAUUAUUUACAUAAUCUUUGUAGUCAGGUUUCAUCCAUGCAAGGGCAAACUUCACCAAAACCAGUGACUAAUCUGCAAUCUAUCAGUGUUCCUUUUGGUGGUGCAAGACCUAAACAACCUACAAAUCUUAAACUGCAGAUUCCGAAGCCAUUAUCGGACCACUUACAAAAUGAUCUUGUUCCCCCAAAUUGUGGAGGUAAUAGUAAAAACAAAAAUGUCUUUGGUAAGACACAGUUAGGGGAUACAGCAGAUGCAUUUCCUGGUGAAACAUCUUCCAAUGCCUCUGUUACUGAUACUAAUGGGGAACAUUUGGAAGAGUAUGAAUCUGGAGUCUCUAGUAGUCCGUGCCUUGCAGUAGCCCCAGAUAGUCCAGAUAAUGAUCUCAGAGCUGGUCAGUUUGGAGCUCCAGCCAGAAAGCCUUUUACGACUUUGGGUGAGGUGGCUCCAGUUUGGGUUCCAGAUUCUCAAGCACCAAACUGUAUGAAAUGCGAGGCCAGAUUUACAUUCACCAAAAGAAGGCAUCAUUGCAGAGCUUGUGGGAAGCCUCAAGACUGUUUCCUGCCCAGGACUGGGGAAUUGUUAGAGCUGGUUCAGGUUUUUUGCGCAGCGUGCUGUAGCCUGAAGUGCAAGUUGCUGUAUAUGGAUCGAAAGGAAGCUAGAGUGUGUGUAAUCUGCCAUUCAGUACUAAUGAAUGCUCAAGCCUGGGAGAACAUGAUGAGUGCCUCAAGCCAGAGUCCUAACCCUAACAAUCCCGCUGAAUACUGUUCUACUAUCCCUCCUUUGCAGCAGGCUCAGGCCUCGGGCGCCCUGAGCUCUCCGCCUCCCACUGUCAUGGUACCUGUGGGAGUUUUAAAGCAUCCUGGAGCAGAAGUGGCUCAACCUAGAGAACAAAGGCGUGUUUGGUUUGCUGAUGGGAUAUUACCCAAUGGAGAAGUUGCUGAUGCAGCAAAAUUGACAGUGGCUGGGACAACUUCCACAGGAACCUUAGCAGUGUCGCAUGAUCCAUCCAAGCCUGUGACCAACAACACUUUAUCAGCAGAAACUGAUAAUGCUUCUGUAUUCUCGGGAAAUAUAACUCAGGUUGGCAGUCCUGUUGGCAGUGCAAUGAAUCUAAUUCCUGAAGAUGGUCUUCCUCCCAUUCUCAUCUCCACUGGAGUAAAAGGAGACUAUGCUGUAGAAGAGAGACCUUCUCAGAUCUCUGUCAUGCAGCAGCUGGAGGAUGGUGGCCCUGACCCUCUAGUAUUUGUUUUAAAUGCUAAUUUGCUGUCCAUGGUAAAAAUAGUAAAUUAUGUGAACAGGAAGUGCUGGUGUUUCACUACGAAAGGCAUGCAUGCAGUGGGGCAGUCAGAGAUAGUCAUUCUCUUGCAGUGUUUGCCUGAUGAGAAAUGUUUGCCUAAGGAUAUCUUUAACCAUUUUGUGCAACUUUACCGGGAUGCCUUAGCAGGUAACGUUGUUGGCAAACUGGGACACUCCUUUUUCAGCCAGAGCUUCCUUGGAAGCAAAGAACAUGGAGGGUUCUUGUAUGUUGCGGCUACAUAUCAGUCCCUGCAAGACCUGGUGCUCCCAACCCCACCGUACUUGUUUGGUAUCCUCAUUCAAAAAUGGGAGACUCCCUGGGCUAAAGUGUUCCCCAUUCGGCUGAUGUUGAGACUUGGAGCUGAAUACAGACUUUAUCCAUGCCCACUUUUUAGUGUCAGAUUCCGUAAGCCUUUGUUUGGAGAGACUGGACACACGAUUAUGAACCUUCUUGCAGACUUCAGAAAUUACCAGUACACACUGCCUGUGGUCCAAGGUUUAGUGGUUGAUAUGGAAGUCAGAAAAACCAGCAUUAAAAUUCCUAGCAACAGAUACAAUGAGAUGAUGAAAGCCAUGAACAAAUCCAACGAGCAUGUUCUAGCAGGGGGAGCGUGCUUCAAUGAGAAGGCAGACUCACAUCUGGUGUGUGUUCAGAAUGAUGACGGGAAUUACCAGACGCAGGCCAUCAGCAUCCACAAUCAGCCACGGAAGGUGACUGGUGCCAGCUUCUUUGUGUUCAGUGGAGCUUUAAAAUCCUCUUCAGGCUACCUUGCCAAAUCCAGUAUAGUAGAAGAUGGAGUAAUGGUCCAGAUAACUGCUGAGAACAUGGACUCUUUGAGGCAGGCCUUGAGAGAGAUGAAAGACUUCACCAUCACUUGUGGCAAAGUAGAUGCUGAAGAUCCUCAGGAACACGUUCAUAUUCAGUGGGUAGAAGAUGAUAAAAAUUUUAGUAAGGGUGUUGUAAGCCCUAUUGAUGGCAAAUCAAUGGAGUCUAUAACAAGCGUGAAGAUAUUUCAUGGCUCAGAGUACAAGGCAAACGGAAAGGUCAUCCGGUGGACAGAGGUGUUUUUUCUGGAAAAUGAUGAGCAACAUAAUGGUCUGAGUGACCCAGCCGAUCACAGCAGAUUGACUGAAAACGUGGCAAAGGCUUUCUGUUUAGCUCUCUGUCCUCAUCUUAAACUGUUGAAAGAAGAUGGAAUGACUAAGCUAGGUCUGCGUGUUACACUUGACUCAGAUCAAGUUGGUUAUCAAGCUGGGAGUAAUGGACAGCCCCUGCCCUCUCAAUACAUGAAUGACCUGGACAGUGCCUUAGUUCCAGUGAUUCAUGGGGGGGCCUGUCAGUUGAGUGAGGGGCCAGUCAUAAUGGAGCUCAUCUUUUAUAUUCUGGAAAACAUCUCAUAAGAGGACUUCAUUUUCUGUUCAGACCUGUUCCAGCAGCAGUUGUAUCUGAAUCAUUUGCACUUUAAAACUGGAAAAUUAAGCUUUUGUUAACACUAUUGGGGGAGGGAGGAGGGGAGGGGAGGGAGGGACAGUUGUUCCAUAAUUCUAAAUCUUCUAUGCAUUGUCAACAACCAGAGGAUCAGGGCAGCUUCUAUACUACAACAUGGCUAUGCUAUCCUUGCAGCUAAUACACUUCUGUUACUGUUUAGAAAAAUGCUCAUGUUUAAAGACUUACAGUCAUGUACUCUAAAUGCUCAAACGGGUGCAAAGAUCACUGGGGCAUAAAUAAAAAGUGAAACUCCACUCUUGUACUGUUUGUAGAUGGACAUUGUAAGAAACAACAAUCAAGACCUCCAUUCUGACCUCAUCAUAAUGCCGUUUGUGGUUAUUCUGUAGACAUUAAAAAGUAACGUUUACAUUAUUUUGACCAGAUAAUUGGUUGAAAUACGUUUGGAGUAGCCCUUGAGAGAUACGGGAAGAUUACCUAGCCAUAACUACUCCAUGUGUAUAUGCGUCCAGGGGAGCAGAAGGGCAGGCAUCUCUCUGAAAGCGGUAUUAUGUAGACUCCAGUUUUGUGUGUGUAAUAGGCUAGUUUACUUUUCUCCUCUAUCUACUAUAAAAAAACCCGUCACCUCGGCAGAUUUCUAUAAUCUUCUAGAACAACUCUGCUAGUCUGCACUUUGUUUACAAAUCUGUAUGAAGCAGAGGAACUGUUAGCCCUAAAGUGCAGUUAUAUCUCAUUCCUCUUCCCCAGUAGGUCCUGCUUUAAAGAAAAGUAACACCCAGGGCAGCUUUAAGUCUCCUCCUCGCUGUAUGCUGUAGUGUAACACUAGUGUCAUGUAAUACCAGACAGCUCGCACUUCAUAUUAGCAGCACCAUGUCAAAGCUUACCUGUGAUAAAAGUAUCGAGUGGCUGUUUUUGCAUGUUCUGCUGAAAAAAAGGCUUUCUGGUCAGCUCCAAACGCUGCACUUAGCCCAGUGCUCCUGGUCUCACCUGAGAGGGUGUUAGUAAGGAAAGCAGCUGCUCAUGUCUGCCACGGCAGCGUGAUGCUGGUGCUGAGAAUCAGCCCAAGGAAAGGCGCUUCCACCUUGUUAGAGUCUCCCUGGAAAGCUGCUACCCAGCUGCAGGCAGGGGGUUAGGAGGUUUAGCUGUAGCCAGGGACAGCAGCUCCUGGGAGGUGGUGGAAGGGGGAGUGUGGGGGGUGUGAAGGUUUCUCCUCCCUGGAAACUUGAGAUUAUUGAAAAAUACAGAAAAUUUAUUUGGAAAAAGAGAGGGGCUGCUGGAUGGUGAACAUGGUAUCUCAGCCUAUGCUCCCUCCCUGCAGUCAGGUCUGGUGGACACAGUGGGGAUUAUUUUGGUUUUGCUGUAGGUGAGGAACAGGCGUCCUUUCAAAUCUAAAGGAAAGUGCAAGGCUGCUGUGAGACCGAUGCCAUAUUUCUUAAACAAAUACACAGCAUUAGCUGGGCAAAGGAAAAGGUACUGUACACGUAGCAAUGUAUUUUAUGUAAAGACAGCACAGUUUCUGUACAGAGUGCAUUUGUGAAUAAAUGGCUACUGCUUUCUGGGAAAAAAAAAAAAAA